CUCUUUUUCAUCGGCGUUUAAAAUUAACGCCGAAGUGGGAACUUGGACUGGAGUAUAUCGUCCCUCCAUCCCUCCAUCUCGGUCAUUUUGGCAACUAUUCUGAACGCACCUUGGCCUUUAUUCUUUUGUUCCUUCCUUGCUCAAUUCUCUAGGGUCUACCAAGAUCACAAAAGCCGAGAAAAACUGUUUUCACUAGAUCUCACCACCAAGUAACCUCGCAACCAUGUCCGCCAUCUUCAAAGCAGGAAACACGGCAGUCAUCACGGGCGGCGCAUCCGGCAUAGGCCUAGCCCUGGCCAAGAAAUGCGCCGGUUACGGCAUGAAGGUGAUUGUCGCCGACUUGGACCCCAAGACGCUUGCCGCCGUACCUGGCAGUGUGGCCUCUACGAUCGAGAUGGAUGUCGGAAAGGCCGAGGACUGGGUUGGUCUCAAGAGUCGGGUUGAGAAGGAUUUUGGAGGAAAACUCUCCCUCCUCUCCCUCAACGCAGGCAUCUCCCGCCCCACCUCCCUCCUAGACCCAUCCACGCUCCCCUCCUUCCAUAGCAUCCUAACCACAAACCUUUUUGGGAUCAUCAAUGGUCUCUCCUCGCUCCUGCCUUUAAUACAAUCCACCGCUUCCGCUUCCCAGCCCUCCAGCAUCAUAAUCACCGGCUCCAAACAAGGCAUCACCAACCCGCCCGGGAACCCCGCCUACAACGCCUCCAAAGCGGCCGUCAAGAGCAUCGCCGAGCACCUGAGCUUCGACUUGAGGGAGAAGCCCGAAAUAGGCGUACACUUCCUUGUUCCGGGGUGGACAUGGACGGGACUGGCAGGGGGUGUGGCUGGUGCUGGAAAGGAUACAGUUGGAGGAACAAAGAAGCCCGAUGCGGCGUGGUGGCCUGAGGAGGUGGUAGAUUACCUGGAGAAGAAGAUGGAGGAGGGGAAGUUUUAUGUCUUGUGUCCGGAUAAUGAGGUCACUGAGGAGAUGGAUAAGAAGCGGAUGUUGUGGAAUGCGGGCGAUGCGGUGGAGGGGCGAAAGCCGUUGAGUCGGUGGAGAGAUGAGUAUAAGGGCGAGGUUGCCGAAUGGAUGGCCACGGAGCUAUGAUGGAAUGAGAGGACAGUGACUAGAUAUAGGGACAACUGAAAAAAAACGAGAAUGACAAGCUUCCAUGAUGCA
Messenger RNA from Pseudomassariella vexata, 1156 nucleotides. RefSeq lists its product as uncharacterized. The transcript has 2 exons. Gene Ontology annotation, molecular function: oxidoreductase activity, acting on NAD(P)H, oxygen as acceptor. Gene Ontology annotation, cellular component: intracellular anatomical structure. Bases 224 to 1084 code for a protein of 286 amino acids. The record is from RefSeq and is a predicted model, not a curated record. Lineage: Eukaryota; Fungi; Ascomycota; Sordariomycetes; Amphisphaeriales; Pseudomassariaceae.